Molecule: messenger RNA, 1628 nt
Organism: Nelumbo nucifera (sacred lotus)
Lineage: Eukaryota; Viridiplantae; Streptophyta; Magnoliopsida; Proteales; Nelumbonaceae
Source: RefSeq, a predicted model, not a curated record
GUCUAUUUUAUCCUUUAUGCUUCUUCAAAAUUUCAAAAUAAAACAAUUUAAACAUCCAAAGAAAUCCCAAACUGUGUUUUGAUGGAGUCUAAGAACGGAGAAAGAGACCAGAGGUCUGAGAACGGAGAAAGGAGAGAGACCAGAGGCAGAGGGAGAGGUCUGAGAUGAAGGCUUGAAAGCGUGACUUUUAAUGACGCUCUAGGAGAGGACGAUUGAAGUGGGUGACCGUGGGAAGGUACGCCUGUUCACUGUGCGGAUUUGACGAAAAACUGUAUGGACCAGUUCAUCGAUUUCGCUCUGUAACCUCUCUUAGUUCCCAUUCUUCAUUUUUUACUUCGUGCACACUGUGCGGAUUUUUUACUUCGUGCACAUUUUUUACUUCCCAAUGAUUUGCCAGCCAUUUGAGCUGUUUUUGAUCGGAAUCUCGCCGGACUCUGGAUGCUUGUAUUCCAAAUUCAAACGGGUCUUCGUCGAUCACAUUAUUGUGCCGGUAGUUUCCAAGAAACAGUGGUCUGUUUUUAUCAACCAAAAAUCUUCUCCAUCAUCUCAUCUUUCUGCUGACAACCAAAAAUCCUCUCAAACCCAAUUGCAGAACAACAACCAUAACUUUGGAAGCCAAAAAAAAAUGGCAAACUGUGAGCAUCAGGCCGUCAACAUAGCAUGGCUACUCUUCGAACUACCAGUCUCCUGUGCUCUUCCUCCUUGUCAUCAUCUUCACGACGAAGAAGAGUAUCGGCUACUCUUAAUACCCCAAAACUCCAACCAAGUUCUCUUUCUUUUCCAAAGAUUCGGACUACGGACUUGGUUGAGAAGUGGAUACACAACAGCCACAACCAUUACCCAGACAGAAACGAAGCCUUUUGACACUAAAGUUGCUACCAAAACCACGAGAGAUGAUCUUGAUGUUAACUCCAAGUCUACGGUCAUUGYGGAGCUUUAUKCAAUCAUGGWAGCUGCUGCAGACAGGGCGGAGAUGCAUGCCAACAUCCAGGAGCAGCGGAAUAACUGGAACCACCUCCUUCUCACCUCCAUUAAUACAAUCACCAUCACCGCUGCAACGAUGGUCGGGCUAGCAGAAACAGCUGGAACGGGAGCGCCACUUGCCGCACUAAAGCUCUCAUGUACUCUAUUAUAUACGGCAGCUACAGGGAUGUUGCUGGUGAUGAACAAGAUUCAGCCAUCGCAACUCGUAGAAGAACAACGCAAUGCGGCAAGGCUAUUCAAGCAACUUCAUGGGGAAUUGUUUGAACUGAAGGAGUUGUUUGAACUCGUAGAAGAACAACGCAGUGAACAAGAUUCUGCUUCAUUUCCUAUUCAAGCCUUGAAUAACCUUCCACUUUGGAGGAAAAGGACAUAGAGAAUAGAGAAAUGGGGAGCUGUUUGAACUGAAGGUGGCUUUGCAAUUGGGAAGGAGCCUAUCAGAACUUAGAGAUCUAGCUGCUUCAGCAUCUUCAAUAGAUGGGGAGGCCAAACAAGAGUUUGCAAGCAAGCUCUUUUGAUUUCUCAUGGAUCGAUCGGAUCCUCUGAUGAUCACAUUUUGCAGCUUUAACAAGACGAAGAGCGCGGUGAAACCCUCAUAUUGGUGAAAUCUAAACCCAAUCCAACAGGAAAAAGAAGGGGAGAGAGAG